GAUUGAAUAAUUAUGUCAAUGUCAAUGUAGUAAAAGAAAAAACAUUACAGUAUUUAGGUUUACGUGUACAUAUAUAAAGUUUUUAAUAAUGGAGGGAUCGUUACUAGAACCUACAUUGUAUACAAUAAAAGGGAUAGCUAUAUUAGAUUAUGACGGUAACAGACUAUUAGCUAAAUACUUUGAUAAAAAAGUGUUUCCAACAACAAAAGAGGAGAAAGCUUUCGAGAAAAAUUUAUUUAAUAAAACUCAUAGAGAAAAUAAUGAAAUUAUCAUGUUAGAUGGUUUAACAUGUGUUUAUAAGAGUAAUGUAGAUUUAUUCUUUUAUGUUAUGGGUAGCUCACAUGAAAAUGAGAUCAUUCUUAUGAGUGUAUUGAAUUGCUUGUAUGACACAGUUAAUCAAAUAUUGAAGAAGAACAUGGAGAAAAAGGUAUUUUUAGAGUCUAUGGAUAUUCUUAUGCUGGCAAUGGAUGAAAUUUGUGAUGGAGGGAUAAUAAUAGAUGCUGACCCAAAUUCAGUAGUGUCUAGGGUUGCUUUAAGAAAUGACGACAUUCCUAUAGGGGAGCAAACAGUAGCCCAGGUGUUUCAAUCUGCCAAAGAACAACUGAAAUGGUCAUUGUUAAAGUAAGAUAACUACCGAUUUUUUUUUCUAAUAAAGUUUAUUACUAA
This is a messenger RNA of Diorhabda sublineata, 666 nucleotides long. RefSeq names its product coatomer subunit zeta-1 (gene zetaCOP). Gene Ontology annotation, biological process: intracellular protein transport; retrograde vesicle-mediated transport, Golgi to endoplasmic reticulum; intra-Golgi vesicle-mediated transport. The transcript is spliced from 5 exons. The record is from RefSeq and is a predicted model, not a curated record. Gene Ontology annotation, cellular component: COPI vesicle coat. Lineage: Eukaryota; Metazoa; Arthropoda; Insecta; Coleoptera; Chrysomelidae. The coding region runs from base 89 to 625 and encodes 178 amino acids.